Meloidogyne enterolobii is the source of this 471-nucleotide messenger RNA. The record is from the annotation of a GenBank genome assembly. Lineage: Eukaryota; Metazoa; Nematoda; Chromadorea; Rhabditida; Meloidogynidae.
GGUGUUAGGCCUGACUUAGAAUUAAUUAAUUUUAAUAUUUUUAAAGUUUGUGUUUUGCUCUUUGCUUUCUUAAUCAACUUCUCUGUAUUUUUUGAAUUUGAGUUGGUUCCUUGUUUUGCUUUUGCUCAUGACACUUUUUCUAUGCAAUUAUUUCCAACAGAAUUGAGGCAAUCCAAAACUUAUUAUAUGUUGCGCACAACAAUAGCAAUGGUCACACAAACAAUUGGCCCAAUACUUUUGAUUACUUUUUUAACAGCGAUUACAGAAUAUAAAGUUGCUGUUUCAUUAAAAGCUAGAAGAAUACUUUUUGAAGCCCAAAAUAGAAGUCGUUCUGUUGUUGCUUUGGAGGAAUUGAAAGAAAAAGUUUCUAGAACUGUUUCGAUUUUUAUUGCUAUUAAAUUUUUAAUUUUAAGGUGGGUUUUUAAACUGUCGAAUCUCAAUAUAAGAGACCCCCCUAAUAGUCUCUUAUAA